GCCUUUCUCUGGGGAGAGACUGGGACCAGCCUCUCGCCCAACACCAGGGAGCCUGGCUGCUGCUGCCGGAUCCGGCCCAAGGCCUGGAAAGGCAGCCACUGCCAGGGGCCCGAAGGCUGCUGCAGAGGACAGGAGCAGGUGUGCAUUUGCAGCAGAUCCACAGUGUGCAGCCAGGCCGACAAGAGCCAAGCCAGGAUUCCCACAAGGCCCACCUCUGCCUUGCAGAGCGCCAAGGGGAGCGGAUGGCAAACCUCAGAGUGAAAGUAAGAUUUCCUUAUAUAUAUAUAUAUACAGUGGUACCUCGGGUUACAGGAUGAGAGCAGAAAUCGCGUAGCGGCAGCCCCAUUAGCUAAAGUGGUGCUUCAGGUUAAGAACAGUUUCAGGUUAAGAACGGACCUCCAGAAUGAAUUAAGUUCUUAAGCUGAGGUACCACUGUCUAUAAUAAACCUUCUUAAACACCCAAAAUUCAUAAUAAAUCACUUUAUGAAGACCCAGUGCAUUUCAGAGAAACUGCUUCAACUGUCAGGCAUCACUGGGAUCAGACUGCGUACAGUACUUACCGUAAAUAAAAGCACCACUUGAUUUUUUAAAAACAGUGGUACCUCGGGUUAAGAACUUAAUUUGUUCUGGAGGUCCGUUCUUAACCUGAAACUGUUCUUAACCUGAGGUACCACUUUAGCUAAUGGGGCCUCCCGCUGCACCUGCUGCCGCCACCGCCGUGCGAUUUCUGUUCUCAUCCUGAAGCAAAGUUCUUAACCCAAAGUACUAUUUCUGGGUUAGUAGAGUCUGUAACCUGAAGCGUCUGUAACCCGAGGUACCACUGUAUAACCUCCACCCCCCACCUCUUAGCAAUUUACAACAAUAUAAAGCAUUAAUAAUAACAAUAUUGAUUGCAAAAAAAGGAAAAAAACAGAACCUCAGAGUGGUUUACAAAAUGAUUAAAUGAGAAAAUUAAGAAAGAUUUCCAAUACUUAGAACAUGCAAGAAGUUAAAAUUCUAAAACAGAUUAAAAAAUUCCCAGCAGCAUUUCUAAGCAUCUGGGUAGGCUUGUCCAAGCAAUUUUUUAGCAGGAGCCAAAAAGAGUCCAGCAGAGCCACCUGCUUGAUCUCAAUAGGCAGGGAGUUCCAAAGUGUUGGUGCCACCCUAAAUGACCUGGUUCAUUUAUUCAUUCAUAUUAAAUUUGUAUACUGCCCUUCCUCCAUAAUUCUCAUGGUAGUUCACAGUAUAAAAAUACAAGAUAAAAACACAAAAUAUAUAAUAAAAACAAGAACAAGAACAAACCAAGAACCCCGUAAAUGCAGAACGGCUACUGCGUGGCCCUUGUAGUGGUGCCAAUUCUGCCGAGCAAAGCAAUUCAGAGGACACGUGGGAUAAAGCUUAUUUUAAAGCUUCUUGUAGGGUUGUUGUUGUUUUACUAUAGUAUUGUUUUACUUUUCUGUUCAAUGUGUCCUGCUUGGCCACUGUGACAAGAGAAUGGAUCCAUAAGCCAAGCUGCUUCAGGGUCUGGGAGGAGGGUUUUCCCUUCCAUCAGGAGCAACAAGACGGGUGUUGAAAAUGGGGUGUCUGUCCCAGCAGGGGUCUUGGGUCUCUCCCUAGUGGAGGGUGUGGGGAGAGGAGCAAUGUGGCGUCUUUUGCCGUCUCUUUUCCUUGUAAUUCCUGUUCUGUUUUCAAAAGCGCAUACUGCACUGUCUUGUUUCAGGCCACCCCAAUCUCUGAGCGCUGAGAGAUCCCAGGGGUUUUGGAUGGUUUCCCAGAGUUCGUGUUUCCCUUUGGAAUGAGGCACACAGGAGACUGCGGUGUCUUUAUGAUGUGUGGUUUAUUUACACAUAUAUACAAACUGAGCCCACACAGGAGGGGCUCCAAACCCCCAAUAGGUCUUGCUUCUUUUUCUCCCACAGUCACAGCCUUGGAUUCCAUCAGAAAUCAAACACUGCUUUCUGAGCCUCUCCUUGCUGCUUUACUUCUAGCUCACACCAUAGCAAACUCUGCUGUAAAACUCAGGCUUUGUCCUUCUAGCUAUCUGAGAGUUGAAGUAGGGCCCCCACCCACUUAUUGUCUGGCGCAGAGCCCCCUUUCCUUUGUUCUCUUAAUGGCCCAUCACCCAGUCAGUCACUUCAACAGGGAGCUUGCCUGGCUUAGCUUUAACACUUGCUGGAUCCAAGGAUAAGAGGGGUUUGGCACCCACAAACCUAGAACAGAGUGCAUAAGCUGUUAUGUAUUAGUGAAAAUAACAUAAAAUGCAGCAUCGGGGGAAACUAGGAGAGUUUAGUACGGUGCUUUUAAUGAUUGUUUUGUCCUGCUUUUUAAUGGUGAGAUAUACAUUUCAUCUGCCCCCUGUUGUGGCCAGCUGAGUUGGCAGCAUAUAAAUACUUUUCUAAAUAAAUAAAGUGCUGGCGGGUUUUCACGAGGGCUUAAGAACUGUUGUGGAAAUGGGGUGAGCUGAAUGUAAGAUUGGGAAAAUGGGAAAGCAAAUUUGAGAGGUCUGUCCAUCCUGUCUUCUUCUGGCUGUUCAGACAGACAGAGGCUCCCUGUGUCAGGCAGAGGCCCUCUGAGGAGGUUGGAAAGAGCAGCCUCUCCUCCUGGGCCAUUCACACAAACAGGUGGUGCAAGAAUGUUGAGAUUCCUGCAUUGCAGGGGGCUGGACUAGAUGACCCUGGGGCUCCCUUCCAACUCCAUGAGUCUGGAGCCUGAGGGGUGUUUGUGUGGGUCAAAUGCUGCAGUCUGAAGAGAGUCCUGUGUGCUGGAACGGUGCGGGAGGUGAAGAGCAUGAGCUGUUCUUCAUGUCCUGGUGACUCAUUUUCUUUCCCUGCCAUUCCCCAUUUCUCCAGUCUGCGAGAGCAUGGAUAUCCGCGUCGAUGUCUCCCAGCUGCGGAAUCUGGAGAACUGCACCAUCAUCGAGGGCAACCUGCAGAUCCUCCUCUUGUUCACCACCAGCAGCGAGGAUUUCCACCCCUUCAGCUUCCCCCGCCUGGUCAUGAUCACGGAGUACCUCCUGCUCUUCCGCGUCUAUGGGCUGGAGAGCUUGCGCGACCUCUUCCCCAACCUGUCGGUCAUCCGGGGGACCAGUCUUUUCUUCAACUACGCCCUGGUCAUCUUUGAAAUGCCGCACCUGCGUGACAUCGGCCUGCACAGCCUGACCAACAUCCUGAACGGCUCCGUGCGCAUCGAGCGCAACCAGGAGCUCUGCCACAUCUCCACCAUCGACUGGGGACUGAUGCAGACCCCCCACGCCCUGGAGCAAAACAUCAUCUUGCACAACAAGCCCGCGGAGGAGUGUGCUGACGUGUGCCCGGGCAUUCUGGACGUGGAGAAGCCCUGUGUCCAGACCCAGACCAGCCUCAAGGGGCAGCUGGAGUAUCGCUGCUGGACCUCCAGCAACUGCCAGAAAGGUGGGUUGACCCAGGUCCACUCUGGGCGUGUGGUGCCUGCAGUGGCCUUGCGAGGGGCUUGUGAGUGGCUGAGCUUCGCAAGGGAGCAGAAGGGCUUUAUGGGUCACUUGAUUCCCACUGUGCUUCAGAAAGAGUUCCUUGGCACGAGAACAGCAAAAACAACAGCUAAUCCGAACCCAAAUAUAAUUUAUUUAUAGUCCAUCAGCCACAAAUCCAACAGUUGUUGCCGAGGGCAGUGGAGAAUCAGGACCAAGCAAGGCACGGUGGGGUGAGGUUGCUGUGGCUUUAAGAGGGGAUUAGACAAAUUCAUGGAGGACAAGGUGGUCAAUGGCUGCUGUGAAUAAUGCUGGGUUUUGAGAGCACAGGUCCUGCUGUGGCUCUCAAGUGAGAUGGCUGCCGCUGCCUUCUUGCCAUGAUGCCUCUGCUCUUCUGAAUAUCAGGUGCUGGAAGCCACAGGAGGGCGGAGGGCUCUUGCGCUCGGGUCCUGCUUGCUGCCUUCCCACAGGAAAAUGUUUGGCCCCUGGGAGAACAGGAUGCUGGGCUAGAGGAGCCCUUGGCCGGAUCCAGCAGGCUCUUCUGAGUUCUUAUGAUCUGCUUGACCCCUGUGGGACAGAAUGCCGAGCUAGAUGAGCCCCUUUGGGCCUGAUCCAGCUGCAGCCAGGCUCUACAAAAGCCAUGCCUGUGUCCUUUUAACCCCUUCCUUUCAGGCUGCCGCUGCCUGAGCUGGGAGGGCCCCCUUCCCUCUCUCCUUACACACUGACGUUCCUCCCUGGCUUGGCUCACGGCUCAUUCUGCCGGCACGGCUAUCUUGGGAGCCUGGCUGGCUAUUUGCCUGGAGACACACGGGUGUGGCUAGUAUGAUCCGGCCUGGGAGCUUCUGCAUAAGUCUCCUCAAAACAAGGACCCAAUAAACUUUGUUCUUUCCUGUGUUUACACAGAGGAACUAUUAUUAGGAAACAGGUGCUUUACUUUUUAAUUCCUUUGUGGCCUAUUUUUAGGAGCUCUCCAAAAUUGGAGGCAUGAGGUGAGCAGGUUAGGUACUCUGGUGAUGUCAUUAGUUUCCCUGCUGGGUGCUUGCGUUUCUCGCCUGCCCUCUAGCGCCUGGUUUUUAAAAAAUGCCACCGCAGAAGGACAGAUCCCCAGUUCUGUUCAUUUCCCACAGGAAGUAGUGAUGACGACGACAACACAUUUGUUUAUACCCCACCUUUCCCCCUAAUGGGGCUCAAGGCAGUUUACAGAUAAAAACAAUCAAAAGCAACAAUAUUUUUUAAAAAAACAUGGAUCGAAUUAAAACUAUUUACGUAUAUAAAAUCUGUUUAAAACAUAUAGGCGGCAACCAUUUCGCACGAGGGUUUUGUUCCCGGCCCCUGCAUGCGUUGGCAGAGCAUGUCUAUGCAUGCCCCGUCCUGCCCCCCAUUCUGCCCUCUUCCAGUUCCAAAAGGAUCUGCACAUUGGUGAUUGCGCAUCAGUUGGACACUCCCCAAACAAUUGUCACCUGUGGAAAUAAUUACAAUACAACAACAUGGCCCCAGCCAUUUCAUUAAAAGCAGUCUGUUCCCAAAAGCACGGUUGAAAAGGAAAGUCUUUGCCUGCCGGUGGAAGGACGGCAAAGAGGGAGCCAGUGUGGCUUCUCCAGGGAGGGAAUUGCAGAAUCUGGGAGCAGCCACUGAAAAGGCCCUGUGAUGACUCCUAGCUUGGCCUUAGGCUUCAACCGUGAUGGGUAUUCUGGAAACCGUGUGCCUCUGAAUAAUACCAGUCACUGGGAGUUGGGGGGGGAUUGCUGUUGCUUCCAGGUUCUGCUUGUGGGCUCCCAAAGGCACCUGGGGGGCCGCUGUGAGAACAGGGUGCUGCCCUGAAAGGGCCCCCUUUGGUCUGAUCCCACAGGCUCUUUCUCUGCUGCUGGUCCAGCGUUCCCAGCAUCACCUUGGCGAGUUUUGGACCCUUUCAGGCUCCUUCAGGAUUCCUCAGAGAAAUGCUCUGGGCUGCCAAGUGGCAGAGCAGUACCCCAGCUGAUCUGUGGAAUCUAUUCUGUGUGGGAUAAACUUGUCUUUGGAAAGGCAGCAAGCUUAGGCCAGUGGAGUAUCUAGUAAGUGACCUGAGAAGAGCUACUUCUUUAGAAUCAGCCCUCCUGGUCUCCUUUGCGUUGUCCUUUGGGGGAGACCUCCCCCCAUCAGCUGCAGCCCUGUCUCACCGUUGUGAAACUCUCAUAAAAGUAUGUGAGUCUCCUGGACUUGUUUGCUGUCAACAAGAGAGCUGCUAAUGAAAUAUACACUGCAAACAGGCAGAUCGUUAUCGUGCGCAUGCAACUGCCUCCUCCAGCUGCCUUGCGCUCUCCCUCUUGGACGGGCCUUUGGCCUCCUCUUGUCUUGCUGUGUCUCUCAGGACUGCUGUGUAGAUGUGUGGUGUCUCAAGAGUUGCAGCUGAGAUUUCCCCUUCUGCAUCACUGUCCAGCACCACCUGACCAACCUCCUGCUGGACUGGACCAUCUCUAGGGCAGCGGAGAGGGUGAAAGAGGCCUUUGUGCCUGGGCCAGGAGGGCUCCUCUGAUUCAUUAACUCAUUAACAGACUGGUACAGAUUGGGAGGUCAGUCUGUGGUAUGAAUUAGGAUGAUCCAUACAAAACCAAAUGUCUAUGUGCCAGUAAAUGGAGGCAACUAGCUUAAAUUAUGCCUGGCGAGGUUGCCUGCUUCUGCCUUGCUGUCUGCUGUUUCCACAGAGCUGUUAGCUGAAGGUUUAGGAUUUGAAAUACUAAAAAGUGUUAAGACAGGGCAGAGUUUACUAUCAGUUUAUAUGCUGAUGACAUCAGAAACAAGGCAGGAGAUAAAGCACUACAUUGUGUUCUGCUGCCCUUGUGCAUCCUGCCGCCUGAGGCAUUCACCUCUCCUUGUCUCAUGGGUGGGCCGGCCCCAACUUCUAGGGCACCUUUCAAAUUAGAAAUGUUUUUCCAAGGUGGCAUAAUAGAAUAUUACUAAAACAAAGCAUAAGAGAGAAUGGAAGUCAGUCAUAUGGACACUGGGCCAGGGCCAGGGUCUCAACUAAACCAAUAGCCAUAAAACUCAGCUUGCUUUUCGAAAUUCUCACUCCUCCAUUGCAGUAGACUUGCAACUCACACAGAGGUUACAUUAGAGAUAGCAAAUAAAGCAAACAUAAUGUAUAGUCAAAACACAUUGGGUGCAAUGUCGGGUCUUUCUGCUCCCUUUCAAAUUUUUUUGAAUGCACACAAGUUAACUGCACAUAAUUUGCUGGUCUACUGUAUUAGUGAAAUAUACACACAAAAAUUUGUGUAUCAGUGGAAAUAUACAAAAAAUGAACAGGCUAAGGGGGGAAUUGUUUGCAAAGAGGCAUACAAGCAAAAUUGUGUACAAAAAUACAUAUAUUGGGUGAAAUGUGUGCAAAAAUGCACCUGUGAUUUUCAUGUGGAUCUUUUUAAAAAUCUGCAGACAUGGGUGUGUGUGGAAUAAGGGGAGCUGAAAUGAAGAUUGGGGGGAAAUGAGAAGCUGAGGGGCAGCUCUCCCAGUGCCGCUCUUGCCUCCCACUCCAGCUUCCGCCCCCUUUCUCCCCCUGCAGUGUGUCCCUGCAAAGCGGGGGGUGCUGCCUGCACCAGCUCCUCCGAGUGCUGCCACCGGGAGUGCCUGGGGAGCUGCCGCCGCCCGGGAGACAGCCACGCCUGCACCGCCUGCCGCCACUUCUACUUCAACGGGCACUGCCUGAGCUCCUGCCCGGAGCUGACCUACGAGUACGAGGGGUGGCGCUGCGUGACCGCGGAGCACUGCGCCAGCCUGCGCAAGGUGUCCGAGAACCCCCGCGACUCCUCCAAGUUUGUCAUCCACCAGAGGCAGUGCCUGUCGGAGUGCCCCUCGGGGUACAAGAGGAACGAGAGCAGGUGAGGGGGCAGCCGGCCCGCCCCACACUUUUCAAGGGCCCCAGAGCUCAUUUGUGUUCUGCCAAGGGUUGGACUGAUCAGGUCACUUAAAACACUUUUGCCCCAGUUUUCACAGAAUCAUAGAACUGUAGAAUCAGAAGGGAGCCCAAGAGUCAUCUAGUCCAACCCCCCGCAAUGCAGGAAUCUCAGCUGGAGCAUCCAGGACAGAUGGCCAUCCGACCUCUGUUUAAAAACCUCCAAGGAAGGAGAGUCCACCACUCUCGUGGGAGUCUUUUGCACUGCUAAACAGCUCUUAAUGUCAGAAAGUUUUUCCAAAUAUUUAGUUGGAAUCUAUUUCUUUCAACUUGAAGCCAUUGGUUUGAGUUCUAACCUCCAGAGUGGGAGAAAACAAGCAUGCUUCCUCCUCCAGGUGACAGCCCUUGAGGUAUUUGAAGAUGGCUCUCCUGUCUCCUCUCAAUCUCCUCUUUUCCAGGAUAAACCUACCCAGCUCCUUCAACCGUUCCUCAAAGACUCUUGAUCCUCUUGGUUGCCCUCCUCUGCACACCUUCCAGCUUGUCAACAUCUUUCCUAAAUUGUGGUGCCCAGAACUGAACACAGUAUUCCAAGUGUGGUCUGACCAAGGCAGAAUAGAGUGAUAUUAUUACUUCCCUUGAUCUGGACACUAUACUUCUGUUGAUGCAGCCUAGAAUAGCAUUAGCUGUUUUUGCUGCUGCAUCACACUGUUGAGUCAUGUGAAGCUAGGGGUACCAAGACCGCUAGAUCCUUUUCUUUCUUUUUUAAAAAUGAUAUUUAUUAAAAUUUCAGCAAAUACAAGAAUUACACAAAAACAAAAAGUAAAAAUACAAAAUACAAAAUACAAAAAAGAGUAAAAGACACUUAAAAAGAAAAAAAGAAAAAUAGAUCAAUCUUUCCAUAGCUUAGAUUCAUAUCCUUGUUUCCCUGACCUCCUCAUACCUCCCUUUUUUGUAUUCCAGUUCAAUUAGUUAAGUCAGCAAUUUCUUUCCCUCUGUGUUUUCUCAUGAUUCUUUAACUUAAUAUACUAUAACUUUAAAUUUUCAUCUGUUAUCAGUCCUUUUUUACCUACACCUUUAUAACAUUACUGCUUAAACCACCUAGCUUCAUUCCAACAUCAUUCUAACAUUCAUUAAUUUUACAAUAUUUCUGUAAAUUGUCUUUAAAUUUCUUCCAAUCUUCUUCCACCGACUCUUCUCCCUGGUCUCGGAUUCUGCCAGUCAUUUCCGCCAAUUCCAUGUAGUCCAUCACCUUCAUCUGCCAUUCUUCCAGAUUGGGUAGGUCUUGUGUCUUCCAAUACUUUGCAGUGAGUAUUCUUGCUGCUGUUGUGGCAUACAUAAAGAAAGUUCUGUCCUUCUUUGGCACCAUUUGGCCGACCAUGCCCAGGAGAGGUUUUCGGUAGUCUACCAUCUUUAGUGACUACCUGUCUUUGUGCCUUGUCCAUGUGUGUAGAUACCACUCCAUUCAUGUCUCCCAUCAAAAUCACAUUAUAAUCCAAAUAGUCCAUCAAGGUCUCAUGCAACUUUUUAAAAAAGUCAGAUUUCCCCUCAUUUGGUGCAUAAACUCCUACUAUCAAAAAUUUUUCUCCUUGUGUUUGAAUUUCAAUUGCCACAAAUCUUCCUUGGUCAUCUUUAAAGAUAAAUUUCGGUAAUAAUCUCUCCUUUGCAUAAAUCACUACCCCUCUUUUUUAACCUUGUCCGAUGAAAUAAACUCCUGACCAAGUCUUUUAUUAAUCAAUAAUUUCCUGUGUAACCUUGUUAUAUGUGUUUCUUGUAAACAAAUCAAGUCCAAUUGUUCCUUUUUUAAUAAAUGAAACACAGAUCUCCUUUUCUGAGGGGAGUUCAAACCAUUACAAUUCCAACUUAGUAGUUGCAGAGCCAUGAUGUAGUUACUUUGCUUCUCCUCCAACUGCACCCAGUGCCUGUUCCUGUUCUGUUGGUGGUAUCACCUUCUUCAGGCGGUCUUUUAGUUCGGGAGGUAGACCUGGUAUGUCUAAAGUUUCACUUACAAGUGCUCUCAACUCUCCUGCAACUUCCUUCUGCAGGUCUUCUCCGUGGUCUCUCCAAAAUUUAUCUUUGUCGUCCUCUGAUCUUAUUUUUAUCUUCUUCCCUUUGUAACUAAAGGAUAGGCCUUGGGGGAAUUCCCACCUAAAUCCCGUUACUUCUCAACAGGGCAACCAAAUCUCUAUAAUUGGACCUAAGGUCCAAAAGAUGCUUCGGAAUAUCCUUAAAUAUCUCCACCUUUGACUGAUGUAUUUCCAAGGUCUUCUGGAAGUGCAGGCUCAAGAUUUUGUCUCUCUCCUCUUUUGUUCGGAGGGUGAUCAAACAGUCUCUCACCCUGUUCUUCCUCCCUCCUCUUCCAAGCCUGAAGGCACUCACUAUCUUGAAACUAUCCUUCUCCAAAUCUGGGUUCCAAAAGUCUGCAAAUUCCUGCGUAAGAAAUUCAAUCAAAUUGUCUUUCUCAAGUUCGGGUACGGCCCUGAUCCUUAAAUUCUUUUGUUUCUCCUUCAACUCAAUCAUAGACAAUAUUGACCUGUGGUCUUCAAGUUGUUUGUGUAUCGGUGGUAUCUUCUCUUCUACAACAGUGGCUGUAGCAGUUGCUAUUUCCUUUGCCUCUUUGGCUGUCUUUCGUGUCGAGGUGGAUUCCUGUAGUAAUUUCUGAAUAGUUUCUGUAUUGGUAUUCACCUUCUGUCCCAAAUUAUUAAUACUUGUAGUGUUUUGGUCAAUUUUGCCCGAUGCCUCAGCUACUUGUUUACUUAUUCUUUCCAAAGAUUCGUUAAUUUUACCUAGUGCCUGAGCCAGGGCAUCGUCAGCUGCCAUACCUUUAGGUUUAGGUUGUGCCGAUGAGGUUGCUGUUGGUAAACCAGAAGGGCCAGAUGUCGAUGCUCUUCUUUGCAGCCCACCGUCUGUGCGAAUUAGUCUGCCAGACCUCGUUGCUUGUAACAAAUCUAUCUUCUCCUUCCCAUCUGCCAUAACCCUCAAGAUAAAGCCCAAGGUCAAUCUCACGAUCAGAGUUUGUUUUGAAGUGGAAAAUUCCCUUGGCCCAGCUGCUAUUGUAACAAUUUCAAACUUCCUCUAGGGGGACACAGUAGCAGUCAAAAAUGUCUUAAAGUAAUUAACUUUUUCCUUUCGCCCCCCAAUUCACAAAAAGGACAACAGUUUCAAUCUCAGUUGUUUCCUGUUACUUUAAAACCAGGAGAAGCCAGUCAGAAAUAUUGUAUCUUACUUGUAUCUCAGAUGCAGAGUUAACUGUCAAAAAGUACUUUCAGCAACAGCACAUUUCACAAUACAGCUUUCUUACUAUUCACUGGGAACCCGUUCCAGGGUUUUAAGCGGUGGAUUUUAGCUUCUUUUCCUCUCUUUUUUGCAGGGAAAUACAGUUCAGACCUUUCCCCCCUCCUCCCCUGCAAUCAAGGGGGGGAAAUCGCUUGUUUGAUGUUCGAAUUAUAAUCCUUUUCCAACGUCUUUUAAGGUUUCCGCUUACAAGUUCAUUGCUUUACUCCAUUUACAAGAAUGGAAGGCAGACUUCCUGUUUAUGCCUCUCCGCUUCGGUGCCAAAUAAUUUAUAAAGUUCCUUUAGUUCCGAAAUUAGCCUACUCACGGAUCGUUGUUUUACAGCCAAAUUGUCCCAGGAAAAAGGUAGCGCUCUCCGGCAACGGCUACGCGGCUUCGCUCCACAGAAGAAGCAGAUGACUCACAGCACUGUGCCACUUCCCCGCUCCACUCCGGGGCCCGUAAUCGGACUCCUUUGCCAGUUGGGGGGGCGCAAAAGGUGCCCGCCAAGUCCCACGGUCACAGGCUUCACCCACCUGUGAUUUUUGAAGGGUCCCCGCUUUGCCGUAGCGGUGCAGACCCGAUUUCCGCAGAGCCGGUUCCCUCCAAGUCAGAGGGAAUCCUCCAUUACCGAUGGCGCCACCCUGGAAGUCUUUUCACAUCUACUGCUAGUAAGCCAGGGGCUCCCCAUCCUAUAUUUGUGUAUCUGGUUCUUCUUGCCUAAGUGCAGAAUCUGACAUUUGUCCCUAUUGUCUUUAGCUUGCACCCAAUUCUCCAAUCUGAUAAGGUCAUUUUGAAUUCUGAUUCUGUCUUCUGUGGCAUUAGCUACCCAUCCCAGUUUGGUGUCAUUUGCAAAUUUGAUGAGCUUCCCCUCAAUUCCUUCAACCAAGUCAUUUAUAAAGAUGUUAAACAACAACGGGCCCAGGACAGAACCCUGCGGCACCCCACUUGUCACUUUUUUCCAGGAUGAUGACAAACCAUUAAUGAGUACUCUUUGGGUUCGGUCAAUCCACUAGCUAAAAAUCCACCUGACAGUUUCCUCAUUCAACCCACAUUUAUCACUUGCUUGUUCUUCCUCUAAAUCGGACAUAGCCAAAGAAACCUUUUAAAAUUAUUUUCAACCUCUCUUGCAAGCCUGAGCUCAUUCUGAGCUUUAGCCUUCCUGACCUUCUCCCUGCAACUGUUGGCUUCACAUGUAUACUCUUCCUUUGUGAUUUCCCCUUGCUUCCAUUUUGUAUACAUGCUCUUCUUAACUCUCAGCUCAUCUGAAAGCUCCUUAUGCAGCCACACCGGUUUCCUUGGGGGCCUCAAUAUUUCUCCUUUUAGAAACUCCCAUCCUACUUGGACUCCCUUCUCAUUUAGUAUAUCUGACCACAGGAUCACAUCCAGUAGCUCCUUCAGGUUUUCGAAACUGACAUCUUAAAGUCCAGAGUGUGUGUCUGACUACUUCCACUGAAGCAGAGUCCACCAGCUUCUGAGGGAGCCCGUUCCACUUUCAAAGAGCUCCUGUCAUCAGAAAGUUCUUCCUAAUGUUGAAUCAGAAUCUCAUUUCCCAUCCAUUCAUCCUAAGAACAAGUACAGGUCACACACAAACUCACAUGGCCAGGGAUAGGAAAUGUGCACCGUCUGGGUCCUGCCCUGAUCCUGCCUGCUGUGUGAGAUACUGUGUCUGGCUGAUACUGUGUGAGAGAAUGAAAGGGUGUGAGCAUGAACCCAAAGUUGGUUCUUUGUGGUUGCUGUUGCUGCCCUGCUAUCCAUUUAAAAGACAUUCAUGUCUGUCAAAGAAAUCCUGGGAACUGUUAGCUAUUUGUGAUAAAAAAUAUAUGCCUUAUGCAGAUAGCUGAAGAUAAAUCUUUUUACUUGACAGGUUGGCUACAGUUGAACCACAAGUAUUAUUUACAGACUCCUGCAGACCGUGUCUGCCAGAAGUCCCCUCCCUCCUCACCUUCCCAGUCAAGACAGAACUCUCAGAGAGAACCCGCCAACUCCCAACUGCCAGUUGCCAUCUGCCACCUCCUUUCCCCAUUACCAUUUCGUCUUUGUGAAAUGCAGGUCCAAUGAAAUUACAUUACAAAUAGUAACAGGAACUGCAGUUUGCUAAGGGGGCUGAGGGAUUCUUUGGGGGAAGGUGCUUCUGAGGGGUGAGGGAUGGAGAGAAGCCUCUCCCUGCGUUGUGGGUGCGUCAUCCCCAGGUCUCUCCCCCAACCCCCUUCUUUCAGCAUCUUCUGCCACAAGUGUGAGGGGCUUUGCCCAAAGGAAUGCAAAGUGGGCACCAAGACCAUUGACUCCACAAGGGCAGCCAGGGACCUGGCUGGCUGCACCCUCAUCGAGGGCAACCUCAUCCUCAACAUCCGCCGGGGAGGUGAGUGGCUGUGGCCCAGGGUGCUGGGAGCUCCAGGGAGGGAGGUCUGGCCUCUCCCCACUGAGGGACUGACUCUUUAGAGGGAUGACUUGAGGAGUGAGCUGCCAUGCAUUCAGAUUUCAUCAGAUUUAACUGGGGGGGGGGGUCUAUAUUCUUUUCCUUUGCAGCUGAAGGAUCAUUUAAGGACCCCGAAGCUCAACACUGGCACCCCAAAGGGAUGUAUGCUGAGUCCCUUCCUGUACUUGUAUACAUAUGACUGUAUUUCAUCUGAUCCAUCCACUGUAAUUAUUAAGUUUUCAGAUGAUACUACCAUAAUCGGUCUAAUUACAGGUGGAGAUGAAUCAGCAUACGGGGGGGGGGGCGUCAAAAAGUAUCUACAUGGUGCCUAGAGAAUAACUUACACCUAAAUAUUAGCAAGACAAAGGAGAUGGUGUUGGACUUUCGGAGGAAGAGAGGGGAAUCUGCCCCGUUGUAUAUCAGGGGUGGUUGUGUGGAGAGAGUCUCUUCCUUUAAAUUCCUGGGAGUUUACCUUAGUGAAGACCUCACUUGGAAAAGCAAUGUAACUCAGGUGGUUAGGAAGGCCCAACAGAGACUCCACUUCCUCAGGGUCUUGCAAAAGAACAAUGUUAAACAACAAUUGAUGACCUUCCACAAAAGAAAGUGUCCUCUUAUAUUGUAUCACAGUGUGGUACGUUGGCUUGACAGCCACGGACGAAAGUCUCUACAGAGGGUGGUGAACACAGUACAUGAUAUCAUGGGCUGUCCCCUGAGCCCGCUAGAUGACAUCGCAAGGGAUCGUGGCCUUAGGAGAGCGGGAAAAAUUCUCAGGGACGAUUCACACCCCGGCCAGCACCUCUUUAAUCUUCUACCCUCAGGCAGGAGAUAAAGUAUAAUCAGUCAUGCCAACAGGCUAAAAAACAGUUUCUAUCCAUGGGCUGUUAGGCUGCUGAAUGGAAAAUAAUAUAGUGCAACUGACUUUCGGGGUUGGUGUGUUGUGCAACAAGCACAGAGUGCAAUGAGAUUGAGUGUUUGGGGGGGGAGGAGGCUCGGUUAAUUUCAUUGUACACAGGUUGUACAUUGAAAAUAAAGGUAUUAUUAUUAUUAUUAUUAUUAUUAUUAAUCAUGCCAGUUAGGAAGCCACCUCCCCUUUCUUGGGACAGGUUUUUAAAAGAGUAAAAGAAAUGUGUGUUGAAAAGCAUAAAGUGCUUGAAGAAAGAACACAGCGCAGCACCAGGCAAUCAUUUCAAAGAUGCAAAAAGCCUCAAAGCUGCUUCUCCCUUCCCACAGAUAACCUGGCCUCCGCCCUGCAGGGCAGCCUAGGUCUGAUUGAGACCAUCACAGGCUUUCUGAAGAUCAAGCACUCCUUUGCCCUCAUCUCUUUGUCCUUCCUCAAGAACCUCAAGCUCAUCCGAGGGGACUCCAUGGUGGACGGGUGAGUCAUGGGCAAGGGCACGGCUCCCCCCCCCCCCGGCAGGGCAGGCUGUAAAACACCCGACUCCGUUUUGCCUCCAGGAACUACACGCUCUACGUGCUGGACAACCAGAACCUCCAGCAGCUCUGGGACUGGAGCCACCACAGCCUCUCCAUCCCCGUCGGCAAGAUGUACUUUGCCUUCAACCCCAGGCUCUGCCUGUCAGAGAUUUACCGCAUGGAGGAGAUCACAGGGACAAAGGGCAGACAAAACAAAGCAGAGAUCAAUCCCCGGACCAAUGGCGACCGAGCCUCCUGUGAGUUGCUCUGGGGGGCAGAGGGCUUGGGGGGCACAGCAUCGAGGGACCCUGGGGGGCACCUCGUAGGCAGAAAUGAGGGUAGCAGUGGCAAUCGGAGAUGGAGAGGGGGUUGCCCCACAAGGAAGUUGGGGUGCCUUCCCAAACUGGUGCCCCCAGCUGUUGUUCCUCUUGUCCCCCAGUCGCUCCAACAGCCAGUACAGCCAAGGGUCAGGGGAGAUGAUGAGGUGAACUUGAGUCUAGCAACAUCUGGCGGGGGGGGAACCAAGUUGGAGAAAGGCUGGACUUGUGGUUGGUUGGUCCUUUUGGCUUCACUGCUUAAAACUGGCCACUACCAGAGCUCAUGGAGCCCGGCUUUUUUGUUCAUUGGUCUGUCUCCCAUUUCAGAGGGGCAGCAGCCCUGUUCAUCUGCUGCUUCAAAAAGACAAGAGACCUUCAAACUGUUAAAUCUUUAGGGUGCCGCAGUCGAAACCUGCAACCCCAAUAGCAGCAGCAGCAGCUGUCAUCCCAACCCCUCCCCCCGACCAACUUUUAUUCCAGGUUUUUUCUCCCAGAACAUUUUCAGUGAAAACAGGGUUUGGGAUUUUUGUCAUUUGCACAGCUAGAAAUGAAAGAGACAUUUUGACCUUUGCCCAUGAAAUUUUCCAGCUCUUUGCCAGUUCCACUGUUCCUCCCUGAAGCCACUUGUGUUCCUCCCCCACUCCUCGCCCCUGCCAGUUUUCAAGACUCCUUCCAGGUUUUAACCCCCCCCCCCAUUUCAGGCAAGACCCAAAUCCUGCGCUUUGUGUCCAACACCACUGAGUCAGAUCGCAUCUUCCUCAAGUGGGAGCGCUACCGGCCCCCAGAGUACCACGACCGCCUGAGCUUCAUCAUCUACUACAAGGAAUCGUAAGUCCUUGGGGAGCCUCAGGUGUGUGUGUGGGGGGGGAAUUUGCUCUUUUCUGCUGCUGCUGCUGCAGGGGACACCCAGCACACCUGAAGGGGAAGAUACCAAAUCCGCCCCUUCUGGAACCGUAUGCAAGCCAAGACCCAGUUUGCAGUGAAACUUGAAUGUGUUCUGAAAAGCCCUGGCUAGGAGGGUGCAGUGUGCAUAAAAAUAAAUAUAUUAUUGAAAAGUCCAAAGGAAAUGCCUUAUAUUGGGAACCUUGCUUUGCAAGAAUGUGUGUAUUAGGAGAACCUUUUUAAAAUAUAUAUCCACAAACUGAUGUGGAAAUGUGGAGAACUGAACUGAAGGUGGGGGAAGUGAGAAGCCAAAACGGACCUCUUUGCGCCUCCUUCUUGGUCUGCCAAGUGCCCGGCAGUUGGAGAGCCAGUGGAGGUGGCAGGAGGGAGCCAAGCUGCCUUCCCUCCCGGCUGCUCCUGCAGGCCUGACCCUCCCUUGGGUGCCUCAUCCCCCAGGCCCUUCCAGAACGUGACGGAAUACAUUGGGCAGGACGCCUGCGGCGCCAACAGCUGGAACGUGGUGGAUGUGGAGCCGCCCCUGAACAAUGAGCAGGAGCCGGGGGUGGUGCUGCAGAGCCUCAAGCCCUGGACCCAGUAUGCCAUCUUUGUGCGCGCCAUCACCCUCACCACCGCCGAGGAGAGGCGCAACUACGGGGCUCAGAGCGAGGUGGUUUACAUCCGUACCAUGCCUGCAGGUAACGCGGGUGGGUGGGCGGGAGGAGCAGGAGCCUGUGACCAGUGUCAUCCACCCCUGGGUGCCAGAGCCGCUCCUUGGACUGGGACCGGGCUCUGAGUAGAGUUGCUGGGAUGCCGUGGGGGUUCUGGGCCUGCAGCAGAGGGACCUUGAAAGGAGCUCUCCCUUCUGUGGAGGCAGAAGAGGCCUAGCAUGAGAUGGAGGGCUGCACAGAGGCCACCUCAAAACUUUAAAGAUGGCUGAGAUUAGGUUAGACUGAGAGAUGCAGUGACUGGCCCAGGGCCACCCAGAAAGCUUCAUAGCUGAAUGGAGACUUGCACCCUGGUCUCUCUCAGGUUGUAGUCUGACACUCUAGCUGCCACAACACACUGGCUCUGUAUAUUGGUUCUCUCUCUCCCUCUUUUUUUCUCUCUCUUUCAAUUACACUGUCUGCCCUCCUGUCGAUGACCAGCUCCAACAGUUCCCCGGGACGUCAUCUCCAUGUCCAACUCCUCGUCCCACCUCAUUGUCCGCUGGAAGCCACCCAGCCAGCCCAAUGGCAACAUCACCUACUACUUGGUCUUGUGGCAGCAGCUGGCUGAGGACUCUGAGCUGUUUGUCAACGACUAUUGCCACAAAGGUGAGGUGGCUGGCCUGCUCCAUGGCGCAUGGACCUUGCGCAGCCCCAAAGGGCCUUUGCUCACACCCUCUCUCCUCUCGCCCUGCCAGGCCUCCGCCUGCCCACCAGCAGCGCAGACACUCGCUUUGACACAGACGAUGGUGAAGGCCAGGAGGAUGGAGAGGAGCAGCAGUGCUGCCCGUGUCAAAGCCCUGUGGGGCAAACCCCCCUGAGGGAUGAAACCGUCUCUUUCCAGAAGAAGUUUGAAAACUUCCUGCAUAAUUCCAUCAUUAUCCCCAGGUGACCGGGGCUAGAGCUGCGCAGGCCAGGCUGUGGGGUUUGGGAUUGUGACUCCAUGGGCGGGUGGGCGGGCGGAAGUCAGGGCUGACAGCAGCAAUGGUCAGCUGGCGGGAGAACCUGUCAGAACUGGUGGUGGUUCUCUCUGCCGUCUUGGCACUCCAAACCUUCCACUGACUCCCAGCGCUCCUUCCCCAACUGCAGAGCGGGCAUCUUGAGCCUGAAAAUGUUAGGCAGGAAUGGCACUGUCAACUGUUUGCAAGUCCAGCAACCCCCCCCCCCCAACUGGGGCUCUGGAGAUUCCCGAGCCUUAUUUCCACAAGUGUCCUGCAGGGCUAGUCUGAAAAAGUUUGAAAAGACUGCCAUAAGUUGACUUAUUCUAGGUUAGGGUGGUUUUACCUAUCUCUCCUGGUAAUGUCUACUCUGACUGGCAGCAACAGCAGCUCUCCAAUAUUGUCUGAGGCAGAGAUGGGGGUGGGGAGUCCCCUCCCCAGUGACAUGCAACCUCAGCCUUCUCCAACCUGGAUGUUUUGGGCCACCAACUCUCACCUGCUCCCACCCCUGUGGCUGUGCUCUCAUCAGCUGAAAUAUUCACCAGAGGCAGAGGAGAAGGCUGGAGCCAGGGGGUAGUAAGCAGAGAUUUUCACCUUCUUUGUCCUUUUUCAGACCCCCCUGGAAAGUCACUUCCAUCAACAAGAUCUCUUACAGGUAAGCUGCAGAGUGUAGCUGAAAAUGAAAAGGAAUGUUCACACAUUUCAGGCUUUUCCUGAGGACUAGAAACAUUUCUUUAAAGGGAUGCCUCAAGUUUGUCCCACCAUCUGGAGGCUCUCUCAAAAUGCACAGACAGUGCAGACUAUCAGGUUGCAAUAUUGGGCUGCAGAGAAUGGACCCCUUUUAGGAAGAAAAGGGGGUCUCUUCCCCUCUCCCCCACCCCUGCAGGACCAGAGGUUUCCCUUCUUCCUAUUGCCUGCCCUUGCCUACCAAACCCCAGGCAACAUCCCCACACUCUUAACUGUUGGGGGGAUCCUGGGGAAAUCAGUACCACAGGCAGAAGGACUGUGGAAACUCCUGUCCAGCUUUCUAUUGUAAUACGUUUGGGGGCUGGACUGAGUUUGGACUCUAACCCGACUGUGUCUGGUUUGUCCUCUAUGGACUAAGGGCUGGGCAUGACACUCGUCGUCUACCUUGAGGUGUAGGGUAAACAUCAUCUCCCAGCAGACCGGCCUGCCCUACCCCACACUCUGCCCCAAGGCCUCACCUCUCUGCUUCCUUUGCUGUGACAGGAUCCCAAAGAGGCGCAGGGACACCUUUGCCGUAACCCCUCUUCCUGGCCAUGCCUUUGCCAACACAUCGUCCCCAGAGGUCCUGGGGAAUGGAGUGACCCCAAACCGCACAGGGUCCAGCAGCUCCAAAACUGAGAAGGAUUUCCGCAUCUUUGAGGAUAAAGUGGUCCGGGAUCGGACGGCCAUCUCUAACCUGCGCCAUUUUACUGAGUAUCGCAUUGACAUCCAUGCCUGCAACCACGCUGCGCAGACUGUGGGCUGCAGCGCUGCCACCUUUGUCUUUGCCAGAACCAUGCCGGAACGUAAGUGCCAGAGAGCACCCCCAGCAAGCCACAUGGGGGGGCAUCAGCCCCAGGCAGGAGCAGAGAGCUCAGCUGCCCCUUUAUGCCUGUCUGCCCUGCUUUGCCUCAGGGUAAGGCCAGCCCUGGUCCUGCCUCUUUGUUCAACUCCCGUCCCCAUCGCUAGCUGGUAAGUAGCCUGUGCAGUCCAUCGUCUGAAUCAACUGGCUCUUCCCUACCGGAAUGAUCGGGGCGGCCUGUCUCAAUUCGUCACCUGCAGUGAAAUGGGAAGAUGUCGCCCAGUGCAUCUGCCCCCCCCCUUGCUGCCCCUGCUGAUGCCCCGAUUACUGGAGUUGUGGGGCUGUGGCUUCCAGGUUCUGACGAGAUCACGCAGAGGCCACACGUCAGCUUCCCAAGACUUCAUUCAGCAAGGCACUCCAUCUCACUUUCUGGGGUCUCAGGAAUGUUGCGCAGGGCUCUCAUGAGAUCUUGCUGGAACUUGGAAGCUGCUGCAACCGCUUCUCUGGUGGUGACGGUGGCAGGGGCUUGUUUGUGGAGUCACACUUUGGAUUCUGCCACCUGAGGCGGUUGCCGUAGUCUGCCUCAUGGGUGGUCCGGCUCUGGGAAUGAUGCAAAUGUGAUCCAGGAAUGAGCAUUUUGCACAAGGUGUCCCAUGAGCUAUGAAGAGUUCUGUGCUCCUUCUCGCCCUGCCUGGGCAAAGGGUGGAAGGAAGGGAGAGUGUGAUGGGCUUCGACUCAGGAGUUCCUUUGCUUUGCUCUCUCUGCUCAGCUCAAGCAGACAACAUCCCUGGCAACGUGACCUGGGAGCCAGCAGGGAAAAACCGAGUCCUCCUCAAGUGGGAGGAGCCGAAGAACCCCAACGGGCUCAUCCUCAAGUACGAGAUCAAGUACAGCCGGGAGAGUGAGGUGAGGAAGGGGCUGGAGGCCUAGUGGUGGCAGCAGGGCCAAGCGCUGGAACAUUUAUUAGCAGCAGGAGACGGAAGGUUUGAAGAUUCAGGACAAGCAGGAGAGAGGAAUUUGCUGCCGCACAAGGUAGUGAUGGUGACUGACUUCAAAGAGGGAUUAGAGCUGUUAAUGGAGGAUAAGGCUCUCUAAUGUUACUAGUAGUCAUGAUGGAUCAGAGGCAGUGUGCUCAGCAACACCAGCAGUGGGGAUAGAUCCCUUCAGGGCAUCUGGUUGGUGACUGUGAGAAGGAGCAGGAUGCUGGAGUAGUUGGUCCCCCUUUGGCCUGAUCCAGCAGCAGUAGCAUCCUGGCUCUGGUUAACUAGACCCUGCCACUUGCAGCCACUGCAUCCUUGCCCCCCCCCCCCGCCAGCAGCCACAAGCCUGGGGUUUCAAACUUCCCCACCUACAGGCCUACUGUAAAGAGUGAUCCACAGGCCCCUGAGGCAGUGGCGUAGCGUGGGUUGUCAGCACCCGGGGCAAGGCAAGUAAUUUGCGCCCCCUAACCUGUGGAUUUUAGCACUCGAGUGCGAGCGCCCCCCCCAGAUGUUGCGCCCGGUGCGGCCGGGCCCCCCUGCACCCCCCACGCUACGCCACUGCCCUGAGGCACCACUCACGCCUGCCUCCUCCUUGGUUUCCUUCUUCCUCUCCUGCAGAAAGUCACCUCGGUUGUCUGCGUCUCUCGCCACCGCUACACUCGGAACGGGGGCUACCUCCUUGACCUCCUCCAGCCUGGAAAUUACUCUGCCAAGGUCCGGGCCACUUCACUGUCAGGGAACGGCUCGUGGACUGGACUGAUCAAGUUUUACAUCCUGGGGCCGGGUAGGUGGUGGAGGCUGAGCGUGGGCAAGGCAAGCAGAAGAGAGAAGGAAGAGAAUGGUUGACUUUGACUAAGCAACCCUGGCAGUUCAGGGAGGUUCAUCUGGUGACACAAUGAAGAAACCCUGUGAUGAUGUUGCGGGGGGGGGGGGGCAGUGGGAGGCAGGGCAAGCAAGGACGCCUGGAACAGUUUGUAUCUCUGGUUUAACUUCUCAUGAAAAUGUGGCCCCAGAUGCUGGCAGGUGGGGUGUUCUGGGGAACUCCAGAAAAAAAGUUUUCCUUUAGGCCACUUUCAGGGCAACCUUGGGGGCUAAUGGUGAAAGAGAUCCCUUUGGGGCAAAGAGGAGAAGCACACAGCUGCUUGGAUGAAUAAAAACAGGGGAGGGGAACCUGCUGCUGUUUCUGGGCUCCAGCCCCAGGAGACAGCAGGACCAGCUGCCUGAAAACCUGGUAGGAGCUGUAGUCCAGUCCUCACCCCCUUCCAUAAAUAGAUGGUGGCUUUGUGGGCCUUGGUGUCAAAAGGAGACUAAUCAGCCCCAAAAGUGAGCAUCACCCAGGAACCUAGCCUGGCACUCUAUGUGGGGCUACGUAGAGUGACCUGGAAACUGCAAUUAAUCCAGAAUGCGGCAGCUAGACUGGUGACUGGGAGCAGCUGCUGGGACCAUAAAACACCAAUCCUGAAAGACCUACAUUGGCUCCCAGUACGUUUCCAAGCACAAUUCAAAGUGUUGGUGCUGACCUUUAAAGCCCCACAUGGCCUUGGCCCAGUAGACCUGAAGGAGCAUCUCCAUCCCCAUCACUCAGCCAGACACUGAGGUCCAGAGCCGAGGGCCUUCUGGCAGUUCCCUCCCUGCGAGAAGAUUACAGGGAACCAGGCAGAGGGCCUUCUUGGUGGUGGCUCCCACCCUGUGGAACACCCUACCAUAAUAAACAAUUAUCCAACUUUUAGAAGACAUCUGAAGGUAGCCCUGUUUAGGGAAGUUUUCAAUGUUUGAUCUUUUAUUGCUUUAUUAUUAUUAUUAUUAUUAUUAUUAUUAUUAUUAUUUGGGGAGCUGCCCAGAGUGGCUGGGGAAACCCAGCCAGAUGAGCGGGGUAUAAAUAAUAAAUUAUUAUUAUUACUAUUAUUAAGAUUUUAACACUUGCUAGAUCCAGGGAUUAGAGUAGUCUGGCUCCCACAAACUCACAAUAAUACAUAAUUUUAUUUGUAUGCUGCCUUUCCAUAGUUCAAACCAUGCUCGAGGUGGCUUACAACAUGAAAAAAUACAGUAUUACAGAAAUAAUCACCAACAAUAAAUAAAACAUUAAAAAAUACACAGCCAAAUUGGACAAUUUCCACAUAAAUCAUAAUAAAAUCUAAAAUAAAGAUUUAAAAAAUCAGUAACAACCCCCUUUAACACCCCCCUCCCAAAACAAUAUACUCCAGUCCAAGUGUCUAGAGAUUAAUAAAUAGAAAAGGGAGCAACUGCUUUAUGUCUCCAGUAAUCAAGGCUGCCAUUGUGCAGAAAGUGAUGUGGUCUCUCCACCUCUAGGAGCGCAGAAGGGAGGAUGUUUAUGGGGACAAUAUUUCUAUUCCUCAGAGGCUUAGCAUGUCCCAUCCACUUAAUUAGGGAGCCCAAAUGAUGGCCAGCAGUUGUACCAAAAUGCUGUGGGUCAUUUAGUGCAUAAAUUUAGAAUCCUUUUUAUCACGUGGUGCCAAAUGUUAGGAAAGCAGACAAAAUAUUGCCGCAGACCAGCAAAUGGAAUUCAGAGCAGCCGUUGAGUGGGGUGUGUGUGUGUGUGUGUGUGUGUGUGUGUGAGAGAGAGAGAGAGAGAGAGAGAGAGAGAGAGUUGUGUACAUGUCAUUUCUAAGAGCCUGAAAUGGCCCAGGAUUCCCCCUUAGGAUAUUCAAAACACACAAACAAACCCAAUUGGGGCAAGUGUUUGAUCAAUGUUAAAUAGUUAUGUAAUAAUUACAUGUUUCUUUCUCUGCCCCCCAAAACUUACUUCCAUCAUAAACCCCCUUACAAGUAGAGGAAGAGGAACCCGGAAACUUCUAUGUGCUCUUGACGCUGAUGCCCGUUGUCUUGAUGGUGGGGAUCACUUGCCUGGCCGUCUUUGUUUUCUUAUACAACAAGAAAAGGUAAUAUGGAACCGGCAGGACACUGGCGCUGUUAGAGGUGUCCCCCCCCCCCCGCAACACGGAGUGGAGAAUCUGUGGCCCUCCAGAUGUUAUGGGUCUCCAUCCCCCAAGAGCCAGCCUGGCUGAUGGUCAGUGUGUGUCCCUUCCAGAACCUUCUCUGGGGAAGGGUCGGCUCACACUUUCUACUGGCAGAGAAGUGUUGCUUUAACUUGACAUGGACCAGGUCAGCAAUGACGUUGGGCCAAAAUCCCACAGGAGGGUCCUAAGGGGGAGGGGAACUCACCGCCACUGCCAUGCCAAGGACCUUGAGCCCUUUGUCUCUCCCUCCCAGAAGCACAGAGGGAUACCCCAGUGGCACGCUGUACGCCUCAGUCAACCCUGAAUACUUCAGCACCUCAAACAGUGAGUACGGCUCACCUUUCGAAGGCAGAGGCAGAGGCGGGCAGGACACCAUUUCCACAGGGGCACCCUCUGUCUGUGAGGGCAAAGGUGGAGCAUUGCUAUGGAACUGACUGGUGCUGCUGCUGAUGCCCUAAGCCUCCCCUGUCCCUAGCCGGGGGCUCUCCAGGUUGUCCUGGACUCCCGGCUUGCAUCAUCAUCCCUGGCCACGCUGGGACUGAUGGAAGUUUUGGUCCAGUUCUUUUAGAGGGCAGCAGGUUGGGGAAGCAGCAGCUGUGCCCCCCCCCCCCCCCGCUCAGUGUUGCAGCAGGGCUUCUGCACGAGGACUCCCCACCUGAUUCUACCCUUGGCCUUGCCACUCCACCACCUUCCAGGCCCCCCAGCCUUGCCUCCAGGGGGCAUAUGUGUGUGCCCCACACUGAGUGCUUUGUGCUUUUCCUUCGGUGCCUCUCCUUGGCUAGUGUACGUCCCGGACGAGUGGGAGGUGCCGCGGGAGAAGAUAACAGUGCUGCGGGAGCUGGGCCAGGGCUCCUUUGGGAUGGUCUACGAAGGGCUUGCCAAGGACAUUGAGCAGGAGGGAGAGAAGACCAGGGUGGCCCUGAAGACGGUCAACGAGCUGGCCACCACGCGGGAGCGCAUCGAGUUCCUGAAUGAGGCCUCGGUCAUGAAAGCCUUCAGGUGCCACCACGUGGUAAGUGGGCCGGCCCUCCCCUUGGACAGCUGAGGAGAAAAGCAGCAUAUGGUACCAGAGCUGCUAUUGUUGUGCUUUGUUCCCUGGGGGAGACACUCGUGGGACAUUCUGCCUCGGGUGCCAAAAUAACUUGAUCAGCCUUGGGGAUUAUGCAACUUGAUCUGUGGGUUGGUGGGCAGCGUCUGCUGCAAAAUACCUCAGGGCAGCCCUGCCUGGAUUCCCAGAGAGGAACAGGCUAGAUUUCAGCUUCCAUGUGGUUGGAUGACGUGGGGUGUGCCAAAGUUGGUGUUUGGAUAACCAACUGCAGCAAUGCAAAGAGGGAAAGUCGUUGCCCCCGUCUUGCUCUGCUAGAGGGUUGGAGGUGACCUGCCAGGUGCUCAUCCUGCCCCAUUCAACUCCGCAGUGUGGGAAUGCUAAUACUGGCCUACUCUGUGGGGGUGGCGUUAGGGUUACUGGACCCCCCUCCUGUGUGUGCGCUGAGCACUUUGAGAGCGUCCUCUACAUGCCAGCUGGCCUCUUUUAUCUCUGCUGGCUCUCAGGUCCGUCUUCUUGGCGUAGUCUCCCAGGGCCAGCCUGCCUUGGUCAUCAUGGAGCUGAUGACGAGGGGGGACCUGAAAAGCUACCUCCGUUCCCUCAGGCCGGAAGCUGAGGUGAGUGACGUGCAGAGCCCCCCCAGGCUUUCCUCCAGGGCUCAAGCAAAGCAGCCUGCUUGGGUGGAGAAGCAGUUGCACCUGUUUGCAGCAGAGCAACGUGUCGCCAAUACAGUCCAAAGCCAGAGGGUGGGGAUUGCCCACAUUACGCUAUGGGAAGCUGGGCUUUCAUUUGUGCUGAAGUUCCAUUGCCCAGGGCACUGAGGGAGUUCAUAAACUCCUUUCCCAUCUUGGAGGGUGGCGUCCAGUCUGGGGUCUCCUUGCCUGCCGGCUUUUGCCAGCUUCGAAUAGUAGCUGGAAGACCAAACCAAAGUAUGGAGACAGACUGAGCGCAUGGCAUUCUCCGGGAGUGGCUGAGGAAAUUUUCCCAGAGAAGAGGUCCUGUUGGUCUCUUCCCCCCUGCCCUGGGACAGGCUAUUUUGUGGUUCUUUCUCCUAGAAUAACCCUGGCUUGCCUCCCCCAUCGCUGAGGGACAUGAUCCAGAUGGCUGGCGAGAUCGCGGAUGGCAUGGCCUACCUGAACGCCAAGAAGUUUGUCCACCGGGAUCUUGCUGCCCGCAACUGCAUGGUGUCAGAGGACUUCACUGUGAAGAUUGGGGGUGAGGCCAGGCUGGGGUUCAGGGGUGUUAUCACUGUCAUUCUCUACGAGUAGAGGUGGUCGUGGUUGAGGCUCGGAUGCCCAGGGGGGUAGCAGUGUUUGUUUGCUGCUGCAGCAACAAUCCCCUCCCCCGUUUCUGGUGGCCCCGGCCUCCCUGGACCAGACCUCCUGUUGCCCCGAGGGCUCUCUGCAGCUCCAACUGCAGCUCUGACUGCUGCCGUCUCCCUCCCUGCCAAAUUCUCUUCAUCUUGGUUCCCCUCAAAAGAUUUCGGCAUGACCAGGGACAUCUAUGAGACGGACUAUUACCGCAAAGGGGGGAAAGGUCUGCUGCCUGUCCGCUGGAUGUCCCCGGAAGCCCUGAAGGACGGCCUCUUCAACACGCACUCGGACAUCUGGUGGGUGUUUGGGAGAGGAAGGGGCAGGCUUGUCCUCCAGAGCGGCAGGGGGCGGGGGCGGCAGGUUUCCAGUCCCAGGGAGUUCUGGCACACCUUGUCACCUUUGUUUGCCCUUCCAUGGUAUUUUCACUCAAGGAUAAUCUGGGAUUGGAAGCAGGUACUUUCAAGGAUGUGUGUGACAGAGGCUGAGGGUGGCAGGUGUGGCUCCUGCUCAUGGCACUCUCUAGUGAGCCACGUCUUGUUUGUUGGUCUUUGUGGGGCAGAGGGAGGAGGCGGAGGCCCUCACUUGAGCAGCAUCUUGGUUUGGACCCUCGUGUGGGGGGCCUGUCUGCUCCCUCCCACCGUAAACCUUGCGAAGACCACCUGUGCACAGUGGCUGUCCUGGGCGCCUCUCCUUACCUGUGCCCUGUGGCAAGAGGCAAGGAGGAAGAGGCUGACUCUUCUGUUGCAGGUCCUUUGGGGUGGUGCUGUGGGAAAUCGCGACGCUGGCUGAGCAGCCCUACCAGGGCAUGUCCAACGAGCAGGUCCUGCACUUCGUGAUGGACAACGGCGUCCUGGAGAAGCCAGAGAACUGUCCCCAGAAGCUGUAAGCGCCCCAGCAGUGUCUGUCUGUCUGUCAGUCCAUCCAUCCAGGUAGCAUCUGGGCUGUGCAAAGGCAGAUGCGCCUCCCUCCCCCUCCCCUCCCCUCGGGCCCCUUACUGGCAGUCCUUGGGCUGUGCAUGGCCUGUGGGGGCCUCCCCGUCUGGGCCCCCACAGCAAGGCGGCUUGAAACACUCCUCCUCUUGGGAGCCAGCAGCAGGCUGGUGUCAAGGCUGCCUUGUGGAGCCUUUGGGGUGGGGGUGGUGCAGUAGUGGAGGGGGAAGUGACCCCCUGCCGUUCUCACUCUCCACCCCACUCCCGCCCUUGUGGAUCUUCCAGCCACGAGCUGAUGACCUGGUGCUGGCAGCAGAACCCCCGCCUCCGCCCCACCUUCGCCCAGAUCCUGGAGAGCAUCAAGGACGACAUGAGCGCCGCCUUCCGCACCCACUCCUUCUUCUACAGCCUGGAGAACAAAUGCUGCAGCUCCUGGGAGGCUUCGGACACAGAGACGGAGCAGCUACUUCUGAGUGGGGAGGAGGAGGAGGAAGCAGCACCUGCGCCGGCCCCCCCUCAGGGCGCCCCCAUCCUCAACGGCAACCCACUCCUCGCUCUGGGCCUUGGCAGGGACCCCUUGCAGAGCCAGCCUACAAACUUCUGCCAACCCAAUGGGAAGGUGGGCCUCUGAAGAAGGGCACCACCCUGGGGCCCACCUCACAGGAGACCCCCCCCUUGCCCUCUUUGCGACCUGCGGAAAAGCCAGGAUGCUUCUGGGCUGCCUACCAUGGCGGCUGGAGCGGAGAAAGGACCCCUUCCAGGAGGAGGACCACCUGGUGACACUCCCUCAGGGUGACAGGAUGGAGUCUCUUUUUAGGAGCAGAUGACUUGACUGGGCGCUCCUUCUCUUCCCGAGGGCCUUGGCCCGUUCUGGCCGCCUGCCGGUUGCCUUGCAGGCAUUUCUCCCUUCAGCCACUUUGGACAGGGGGGUGCUGUGGGCAGCCUCCUCCCUGCCCCCCAUCACUGUGGGCUGUGGCUUCGUGGGGAGCAUUUGCCAUCCUUCUGCUGGGGGCAAACUGGCUCUCCUCAGCGGUCCAGGAGCCAGAGAUCCACUUAGGCUCCCUGUGGCAGCCUUGCCCAGGGAUUUCACGCUCCUUUGUGGGACUGGUGCACAAGUGAACUCCUGGGCCGUGGGGCUAAAAGGUGCAGCCAGCGCCUGUGAAGGAAGCUGAAGGCCAAAUGGACUGGCUGAAGAGCUCCCUGGCUUUGGGAAGGUCGAAGGACGAGCAGACUCUCCCACAGCCCAUUCCUGACUCUGGGUGUGUUGGGGAUGAGGGGCCACAAAUGUGUUCAUCCCCACAGCCACUCCAGAGGAGUUACCUUCUUUCCUUUAUAUCUCACCUCUCUUCCAGAAUGGCACCCAGACUGGCAUACUUUUUUUUUAAUAAAUAGAAGAGUAACUAACUGCCUUGAGAGAGGCUUCCUAGGAAGUCUCCCAUCCAGUGUGGCCUUACUUUGCAAAGUCCCAGAUUCUGGCCCGGCAGCUGGGGCCUCCUCCCCACUGCACUUUCCCAGCUGUUGCAAGGAUCUCUUCAGACCAAGUGGCCACUUCAGUCCUAAUGCCUGCUCCUUGUCACAGACGAGAUCCUGCAGUUUCACUGGCCUCCCCAGAUGUGGACUAGAAGCACUGGGGGGUCAGUAUUUUGCUGAAACUAAGGGGUUCAGGUGAGGUCACUCCCUGGAGGGGGGGAUCCUCUCUCCAUGCAACCAUUUGUGCUGCUUUGGAUUCUGUGCUGGAAGAAAAGUAGGGUAUAAUCAUAAGAGCCCCAUCUCUGGAGCUGGCUGUGGGUGGGUGGGUGGGCUGCAUGAGCUGCUCCUCCUCUCCCCCAUUACUGCAAAGGUGCUUUUGUUAUUGCUGGAUGUGAUCGGCUGCUUCCACAAAGUGAAGUGCAAGCCUUUGAACUCUGAAUAAACCAGUUUGUUUUCCUGU
This is a messenger RNA of Podarcis lilfordi (Lilford's wall lizard), 27932 nucleotides long. The record is from the annotation of a GenBank genome assembly. NCBI's taxonomy places the organism in Eukaryota, Metazoa, Chordata, Lepidosauria, Squamata, Lacertidae.